CCGAGACUCCUCAAGUCGGUCGAGCUAUGUAAACAUAGCUGCCGGCCGCUUCACGCGCGAUCUCCAUUUGAAUUUUAACUAAAGUCGAGUAGUUCAAAGACUAACGCGAUAGUGAAUAGUUCCUAGUUAAAGUUAUUAGUUAAGUUUACAUCACAGGGUAUAUAAACAUCAUGGGCAACGACAAGGAGGACAGCGGCUUCGGGUUCAAGGACCGCGCGAAGGCAGAGGAGACGCUGCGGCUGCUGGAGGCGCACGAGCCCAACUACCGCCGCCUCACCGUGCGCGGCCUGCUGGGGCGGGCCAAGCGCGUGCUGUCCAUGACAAAAGCGGAGGAGAAAAUCAAGAACAUAAAGGAGGCGAUGGAGGUGUUCGAGGCCUGGCUCGCCGACCUCGACAGCAGCAAGGAGAAGAAGGCCGACGACAAACCGGACAAGAAGGAUAAGAAACAGACCGAUAAAGACAAGAAUGGAGAAGAACAGGAGUCGAGCUCUGACGUGGAGAUGGAGGACAAGAGCGAGAAGAAGCCGCCCGCCGACACCGUGCCCGGCCUGGGCUUCAAAGACAAGGAGACGGCGGAGGGCACGCUGCGCGAGCUGGAGGGGCGCGACCCCGACUACCAGCGCCUCGCCGUCAAGGGGCUCAUCGGUCGCGCCAAGCGUGUGCUCACAUGCACCCGCGACGAGACGAAAGUGUCGAACAUCAAGUCGGCGCUGGCGGUGUUCGACAAGUUCCUCGACGACUUCGACAGCCUCCACCUCGCCCGCCAGAACAACCCCUACCUGCCCCUCGGUGUAGUCCGCGCCGCCGCUGCCAAGGAACACGCACAACCUACUGAACAACAGAAAGCGUUCAUAGAAGCGUACAGCUCCGUCAGCGGCGAAUACAAGCGGCUGCGGACCGUGCACGAGACAGACGGCGGCAACACCUGGGACAUCGUCAGAAAUUCCGCACUCAAACACCUCAAAGAGAAGCACGCAGAAGCCAAGCUAUUUGACGACAAAGACGAGCCCACGGCGGAGCACCUGGAGAUGCUGCUGUGGGCAUACUCCCCGGAGCCUGCCAAGGUCAAGAAGGUUAUUCCAGAAGAGAAGGAGAAGAGUGACCGUAAACGUCGCAGUAGCGCAGCGGACGAUACGCCAAGCAAGAAGAAGAAAGAGGAAGAAUCUACUUAAAAUUCUGCCGCAUUUACUUUUGUACAAAAUAAAUAAGUUACUACUUACUGCUAUCUAACAAUUA
Aricia agestis (brown argus) is the source of this 1236-nucleotide messenger RNA. RefSeq lists its product as uncharacterized. The record is from RefSeq and is a predicted model, not a curated record. The coding region runs from base 171 to 1172 and encodes 333 amino acids. NCBI's taxonomy places the organism in Eukaryota, Metazoa, Arthropoda, Insecta, Lepidoptera, Lycaenidae. The transcript has 8 exons.